AUGGACGGUAGAGAGAGUAGCAUUGGUGCCACAGAAGUGCAGACGCCCACUACUUCAGAGCAACCUGCAGACUCAGACAGAAGAAUUGUCCUACUGGGAAAAACUGGAGCUGGGAAAAGCAGUUUAGCCAACACCAUAUUCAGAGAGGAUGUCUUCGAGAUAAACCAUACUGCAAACCCUGGAACAAGUCAAUGUGCAAAUGAAACCAGAUCUGUCAAUGAAAAAAGCAUCACUUUGAUCGACACUCCUAGUUUCUUUGACCCAGACAAGUCUAAGGAGGAGCUGAGGGAUGAGAUGGUGAAGUGUAUCAUAGAGUGCGCUCCUGGGCCUCAUGUUUUUCUUAUUUUACUUAAAGUUGAGAAAUUCACACAGCAUGAGAAGCAGGUUAUUGACGAAAUACAAAGGACUUUUUCUGAGGAGGCUUUCAAAUAUGCUGCAGUUGUCUUCACUCAUGGUGACCAGCUCCCUGAAGGAAAGAAAAUUGAAGAUUUUGUCCAAGAGAAUAAAGAUCUGAGUGAUCUGGUGAAGAAGUGUGGUGGCCGAUGCCACGUCAUUGAUAAUAAAUACUGGACGAUCAACCAGCAGGAUGAAUACAGGAGCAACCAGUUCCAGGUGGCAGAGCUACUCAAGACCAUAGACAAGAUAGUGGAGGAAAACAAAGGAGGCUACUACACCAAUGAGAUGCUGCAGACAGUGUACAAAUUGAUUAAAAAGAAUGGGAAGAUUUAUGUCUCAAAUUUUCUCAAGACGUCUGUUGGUAUUACUACAGGAGUAUUGUUGGGAGCUUUGCUGGGUAUGCCAGUAAUGAUUGUUUCAGUUGUCAGAGCCUUGAUGAAAAUGAGACCAUCACCAGCAGCAGAAGCAGCAGAGGUUGCAGUGGGAGCAGCAGUAAUGCCUACCUUAGGUGUAGCUGCAGGUGUAGAGGCUGCAGUGGCAGCAGCAGCAGGAGCAACAGCAGGACCUGGAUUAGGUAUAGCUGCAGGAGUUGCUGCAGGAGCAGGAGCAGUAGUAGGAGGUUGUGUAGGAUAUCGUGAAGCUGAUAAAGCAAAGUCAGUGGGGGAGGCAGCAAAGAACACAGUAAUGUCUAUGUUGGACAAAUCUCUAAAAAGAUUUACAAUACGAAACAACCAAAAUCAACAGCAAAGUGAGGAUAAUCACCAACUUCUGACAGAUCAGUGA
Thunnus maccoyii (southern bluefin tuna) is the source of this 1179-nucleotide messenger RNA. RefSeq names its product GTPase IMAP family member 7-like. Lineage: Eukaryota; Metazoa; Chordata; Actinopteri; Scombriformes; Scombridae. The coding region runs from base 1 to 1179 and encodes 392 amino acids. The record is from RefSeq and is a predicted model, not a curated record. Gene Ontology annotation, molecular function: GTP binding. The transcript is spliced from 3 exons.